Messenger RNA from Phragmites australis (common reed), 702 nucleotides. RefSeq lists its product as uncharacterized. Gene Ontology annotation, molecular function: protein dimerization activity. The record is from RefSeq and is a predicted model, not a curated record. The transcript is spliced from 3 exons. Lineage: Eukaryota; Viridiplantae; Streptophyta; Magnoliopsida; Poales; Poaceae. The coding region runs from base 1 to 702 and encodes 233 amino acids.
AUGUGGGAUUCCAUAGUCAAGGUGUUGGCCAUGAUUCAUGAGGACGAACAUAAUCCUGGUCGAGUAGGUGGUUUGAGAAAAGAUCAAAAUAUUGUUCAAGCCAUGUCAUUGCUUAUUGAUGUGAAAGCACGUUUGAUCACCUUCAGAAAUGUUUCUGAAGAGAUGGAUCAUCGCUUUAAUGAGGUAUCAUCGGAGUUGCUCGUUUAUUUUUCUUGUCUUGAUCCAAGAAAUUCCUUCUCUAAGUUUGAUGUUGGUAAGAAUGCUCGACUAACGGAGAUCUAUGACGAAUAUUUCACAAUUGUUGAUCGUUCUCUUAUAAAAGAUCAACUUGAGACCUUCAUUAUACAUGUGAAAAGAAUUGAUGAUUUCACUGUUUGUCAUGAUCUUGGAAGUUUAGCCGUGAAGAUGGUUGAAACUGAAAAGCAUAUUGCUUUUCCAUUGGUCUAUCGCCUCAUUGAGUUAGUAUUGAUUCUAUCAGUGGCAACGGCAUCAAUUGAAAGAGCAUUCUCGGCUAUGCACUUAAUCAAGACAGAUUUGCGUAAUAAGAUGUCCGAUGAUUGGCUCAAUUACUUAUUGGUGCGCUACAUUGAGAAGGAGAUUUUUAAAGGACUUAAUUGUGAUAAAAUUAAGAAGAGUUUUCAAGUCAUGAAAGACCGCAAAAUGGACUUGCCGAGGAAACCUAAAGGAUCUAGACGUGCUUAG